This is a messenger RNA of Salvelinus sp. IW2-2015, 1592 nucleotides long. Its product is annotated as transcription initiation factor TFIID subunit 12. NCBI's taxonomy places the organism in Eukaryota, Metazoa, Chordata, Actinopteri, Salmoniformes, Salmonidae. Gene Ontology annotation, cellular component: SAGA complex; SLIK (SAGA-like) complex; transcription factor TFIID complex. Gene Ontology annotation, molecular function: protein heterodimerization activity; TBP-class protein binding; DNA binding. The record is from RefSeq and is a predicted model, not a curated record. Gene Ontology annotation, biological process: DNA-templated transcription initiation; RNA polymerase II preinitiation complex assembly.
UGAAAAGGAGGCAAAGAGAAAGGAACGUGAGAUCCUCCCCAUGUUGUGUUAGCAGGUAUCUAGCUGGCUAAUAACUAGCUAGCAAGACGGCUAAGGUUAAGCUAGCUGCAUUUAUGGCUUGACAUUAAAAUGUAACUUUCGAGUGAAAUAUAAAGGUUUCUCUUUUUCCAAGUCUUUUCAGGUUUUCAUGCUCAAAAUCACACUUAAUAUUGUAGUCCACAACAAUGCCAGGAGACAACUUUUGAGUUUCACGGACCUGGUCCUUACGACGACAGUGCAGACCCAGAGAGAGGCACCGCCAUCUGACAUCCUAGGUCUGGAAGAUUAUGACCCAGUACCAACCACAGUCCAACCGUUCCAACUUCUUCACCGUGAAAGCCGAGGCCUCCUCAACACCACCUCUCGCCACCAGCAUGGCCAAUAGCAGCGCCGCCGCUCCAGGGAAGGUGAUGGGCACACCUGGCCCUGCCGGCAGAAUCAGCCCAGAAGGAAGUCAGGUGUUGAGUAAAAAGAAGCUGCAGGACCUAGUAAGAGAGAUUGACCCCAAUGAGCAGCUCGAUGAGGAUGUGGAGGAGAUGCUGCUGCAGAUUGCAGAUGACUUCAUUGACAGUGUGGUGACGGCUGCCUGUCAGCUGGCCCGCCAUCGCAAGUCCAACACCUUAGAAGUGAAGGACGUCCAGCUACACCUGGAGCGCCAAUGGAACAUGUGGAUUCCUGGCUAUGGUUCAGAUGAGAUUCGGCCGUAUAAGAAGGCUUGUACCACAGAGGCCCACAAACAGAGAAUGGCAUUGAUCCGCAAAACAACCAAAAAGUAGCAAGACCUGGAACCAGCCUCGCACAAACACUCUGUGCUCUUUGUCUUUUCUCUGUGUAUUUCUAAUAACGGGAGACAUUCUUUCACCCACGUCUUCAUCUCCCCCAGGUUUUGUGUGUGAUUGGUCAGCUCCAUCAUCACACAAGUAUUUUGAUAUCUUGACCUUUUUAAUGCUUUUCACCACAAACUGGCCAAAAUCACACACUCCUCAUUCAGUGUAAAUGUACACUCAGGUAUGGAGUGUUGUUUUUGGACAGUGUUUUGUUUUUGGAAUUAUCUGUUCAACUUUACUUUUUCGUUCAGGGGGUAACCACCAAACACACACCUUCAAUAUGGUGGUGGUUACCAUACUCUUUACCACUUUUUUUUAUUUUAUUUUGUCUGGCAUGCGUUUGUUGUGUGUUUAGUUUUUGUCACAUAAACCCCCUUCAUCUAACAUCAGAAAUGUACACCUUUUGCAGUUAGUUAGUUUUCAGGAUACUGUCAUGGCACUAUGUUUUUGUGUGCUGUAGGGAUCUGAUGUCAUGUUCAUAGUUCAUUAGAAAAUUACCCAGGACAUUGUUUUUCAUAAGAUGUCAACAAUUAACUGAUUAUUAUUCAAAAAUAAUAAGUAUGUGAAGUAUUGCUUGUAUCGCCAGACUGCAGUGAGAUGGGGUUGGGUAAUGGUCCUUAUUUGGGGAUGUGUAGGGAAGCAGUAACAUUUAUUUUACUUUAUAUGGCAGUGUUUUAGUUAAACCUGUUCUUUUUAUUCCAUAAAUAAAACAAGAUUCAUAUUUCA